UCAUAUGAUUGUUCAAUGAAGGUGCACGUCUGAUAGGCGUCGUCUUACUUCUUCAAGCCAGUUUUUAGUUUUCUGGCUCUAUAUCGGUUCUUUUACGUGUUAGUGGUGUUAAAUUAUAAUUAUCAGCCAUGGCGCUAAGCGAUGCAGAUGUUCAAAAACAGAUCAAACACAUGAUGGCCUUCAUCGAACAAGAGGCCAAUGAGAAGGCUGAAGAAAUCGAUGCGAAGGCUGAGGAGGAGUUCAAUAUUGAGAAGGGCCGUCUGGUACAGCAGCAACGGCUUAAAAUCAUGGAGUAUUAUGAAAAGAAAGAGAAACAAGUUGAACUCCAGAAAAAGAUUCAAUCUUCGAACAUGCUGAACCAAGCUCGUCUCAAGGUACUCAAAGUACGUGAAGAUCACGUACGUAACGUGCUGGACGAGGCUCGCAAGCGCCUGGCUGAGGUGCCCAAGGACACCAAAUUGUAUUCAGAUCUGCUGGUUACACUCAUUGUACAAGCUCUGUUCCAGUUGGUGGAACCUGCCGUGACAAUCCGCGUGCGACAGGCGGACAAGUCUUUAGUAGAGUCGCUGCUUGGCCGUGCCCAGCAGGACUAUAAGGCAAAGAUCAAGAAGGAUGUCCAGCUCAAAGUGGACUCCGAGGCAUACCUGCCAGCGGACACCUGUGGCGGUGUUGAGCUCAUUGCCGCCAGAGGACGUAUAAAGAUCAGCAACACCUUGGAGUCACGUCUGGACCUGAUAGCCCAGCAGCUCCUGCCCGAAAUACGUACAGCUCUGUUCGGUCGUAAUCCUAACCGUAAAUUCGCCGAUUAAAGCGAUAGCGGUGACUUUAUAUUCACACUUGUUAUUACUAACAAUUAUUUAAAUAAAUCGUAUAAUCUAUAGUUAUAAUAAUAAUAUUAUAAUUAGUGUUUUCCUUUGCCUAAUUAAUUAUAUAUUAUAAUAAUGCGUACAAUUUUAUCGCUGUUUAGAAUGUAUACUACUGAAUGGUCCCGCUAAGUCUCCAGAAAAUGUAUAAUUAAUUAUGUGUGAUCAUGUUUCUGGUUUCUGGUUAAUCAGUGUGAAUAUUAAUGUGUUUUGUCCUACUCUAACUGUACGAUAGUUUCGCCAACUAUAACUUCCAACGUAUUCGCAGAUUAAUGUUUUAUUAUUACAAUUCAUUCGUAUAACACGCUGUUCUAUGUAUUUUAGAGGAUGUAGUUUAUAGGGUUUUGAAACGUUUAAAAUAAGACAAUGUUACCAUUUUAAUAGGUAAUGAAAUAUAUAUUGGAUAAUUGAUACUGUUAAGGGGUAAGACGUACUCCCAGCUUCGGUCGACUUGCAGUAUUGUAACACAAACCACAACGGCACUAUUUAAUGGUUGGUUAAUUUUAUCUGUAUGUAAAAAUGUAUAAUGUACCUUCCUGUUAUAAAUGUUGUUAUUUAAUCUCGUUCGAGCAUCAUGUUAUUCGCUACAAGGAAAUUUUGGUGACCGUAAGAUUCUGAGUUGAUAGCAGCAUCCCAUGCUAUGUUCACUUAAAUCGAUAUGAAGAUUUGACUGGUUGCAGUGUGGUAUUAAGUUAGAAUCUUUCAGUUGUCAAGAUAUUCCUACUUUGUUCCACCUUUUCUGGCAAUUUAACGUUUAGAUUUAUGUUCUCAGGAGCACUAUAGCUCUUAAAUAGGAUAUUAAUAUAAUUCGCAUAUGGCACUGUUCAAAUUCUUAUGUACAUAAAUAUAUAGAUGUGUUGAAAUUGGUCUU
This is a messenger RNA of Achroia grisella, 1734 nucleotides long. It is a transcript of the gene Vha26, whose product is annotated as V-type proton ATPase subunit E. The record is from RefSeq and is a predicted model, not a curated record. Gene Ontology annotation, biological process: proton transmembrane transport. The coding region runs from base 129 to 809 and encodes 226 amino acids. The transcript is spliced from 5 exons. NCBI's taxonomy places the organism in Eukaryota, Metazoa, Arthropoda, Insecta, Lepidoptera, Pyralidae. Gene Ontology annotation, molecular function: proton-transporting ATPase activity, rotational mechanism. Gene Ontology annotation, cellular component: proton-transporting two-sector ATPase complex, catalytic domain.